Molecule: messenger RNA, 2202 nt
Organism: Talaromyces atroroseus
Lineage: Eukaryota; Fungi; Ascomycota; Eurotiomycetes; Eurotiales; Trichocomaceae
Exons: 1
Coding region: 1-2202 (733 amino acids)
Source: RefSeq, a predicted model, not a curated record
AUGGCUCACCACCAACACCGUGACCACCAAGUACCCAAGCUGCAAACCAUUCUGAGGAUGGUCUUUUCUUCAGAUCAGCCCUCGCUUUCCGCAGACCAGGACGUCGAAGUGGUAGACGACGGUGACGAGCCCCCGGAUCAUCCUAACAACCACCGCAUAUACAUGAAAUCGCCUCCGGCAAUGGCCGAGAAGAAAGAGUCGUUGCUCACUCGAGCUCUGUUGAGGAGCCCUGACCUCACCCCAGCAGACCGUGCCCGCAAAGUCGCCUACCCGGUCAGCAACGCAAGUGGUCAUUCCAGCGCCGAGCUGACUAGCGAUGGUGACCUCACCAGCCCUGCCUACUCCAACACCUCCAGUCCGCCACACCUGUCCACACUUCAACUCACUGCUCCCGCUCUAGAACCAAGGAUAGCUUCGCCCCCUUCAGAUCCCAAUGAAUCGAAAGUCGAGGCAGAUCUCGGACGCAAGCGUUGCAUCAGCUUUGCCUGUGCACGCCAACCGGCCCCGCCAAAGGAACCCGAAAAGAAGAGGACACCAUCCGAGAAUGCUGCUGCUGCUGCUACGUCUAAGCCCCCACAACGCAAGACGACACUAACUUUCGCAUGUCCGAUACGCCAAAGUGAAGACAGACCUGCCAACAGAAGAACUUCCUCGUACACGUCGCGGUCUAGUCGGUCGCCUGCACCGCCCUCCCGCCGUCCCUCUCAAGACUCCUCCACGAAGAAUACUGCAGCACUAGUAACAGGGCCAGCGCCCGCUGCUCCAUCGAACAGAAAGCCCGGUGGUUUCCACGUGACUGGGUUGGGUGAUUUCAAGCCCUCUGAAGAGACCCGAUUUCACGAGUUCGCUAGCUCUCUCGACGAGGUCGAUGAGUGGGUUGCGCGGUCGACGGAGCAUGAACAGAAAAUUACAUUGGCUGAUUGCAUGAAGAAAGAGAUGGCCAUCCGAAAAUUAGGAGAAGAAGCCGAAGCCGAAGCCAUUGCGGAAGAGGAAGCAGAAGACGAGGAAGACAAGGAGGAAGACGACGACGAAGACGACGAUGAUGAACAGGAUGAAGACGACAUCGAUGAUGAUGCCGAAACAGUCCAUGAUUCGUCCUCGGACGGCGGCAAUGAAUCCGAUAAUGAGGCUGGGUUUGCUGAUUCAGAUGACGAGAGCGAUGGCAACCCUGAAUACGAAUUUUGGGCACCGUCGACGACUACUGCGGCAACCAGUGCUGACAAUUUGGAUCUUGUACGCUUGGCAGCCGAACGUCGUAAUUCUAAUACCUCCAUCGACUCUCUUAAGCACGAAGGUAGCCAGGGUCUGCCAUCGCCUGUGGGUUCGAAAAGCAAAAGUCGCCGCGCCAUCAACAUCCCCAGAGCACCUACUCCGGAUCUGCCGGAUAGCACUGAUUUCGUGUGCGGAACCCUAGAUGAGGAUCGUCCGCUGGAAGCUGCUUACCUGUCAUGCAUUGAGGAAAGACGUCGCAAAAAGCAUGUCCCUGUUCCACAGGACAUUGACCCCAGCUUCCCUACUACGGAUCCAGAAGACAAUGAUGAUGAUGACGACGACUUGGAAGUGGACGAAGCAGAGGACGAUGUAGCAACUGCUGCUCGGAUAGAGGAAGAUCUUCUUCGUGGCAGGUCGAAGGGGAAUAACAAGAAGACGUCCCGUACUUCUCCCCGACGACUGCAUUACCCUCCACCACGGGCACAUGCACAUAUUUCGCCUAAGCGGGUGAAGUCGCCGGCGCCUCCUAAAGCUAGGAAUGUGCUGUCCGCUGGUUUGCCUUCGAUUCAGAUCCCCGUUCCAGCUGCCACGGGAGUCAACAUCACAGGUCCCGUGCAGCGUCCUUACUACAGCCGGACCAAGUCUCUGCCGCGCACUCCGAAUCCGUUUUUCAUUCGUCUCGAAGGGUCAAGACAUCAUUAUCAUCAAGCUUCGUCGGUGAACUCCACAGAAGGAGCAGUGUCUCGCAGUCGGGAGCCUCACACGCGUGGGCCGAUUGACAUUAUUCAAGGGCUUGAACGCAAACGACAAAAGCGCAAGGAAAAAUUCUGGCGACAACAGUGUCGCAAGGCUGCAGCCAAGGAGCAAUCAGAGCGUCGUGCAGCGCGCGGAAAAGGCGCAGAGCGCAUGAAAGAGCUCGGGCUCGAAGUGGCUGAGCGAUUUAAAGCAUACGGUGUUAACAAAGAUACCCAAUUGAUGUUGUCUGUUUAG